Daphnia magna is the source of this 1668-nucleotide messenger RNA. Its product is annotated as glutamic acid-rich protein. The transcript has 10 exons. The record is from RefSeq and is a predicted model, not a curated record. Bases 122 to 1321 code for a protein of 399 amino acids. Lineage: Eukaryota; Metazoa; Arthropoda; Branchiopoda; Diplostraca; Daphniidae.
GACGACGAAAUCUAAGAGAGUUGUCGCCGUUCCCCACCAGACGACACUAGCGGUAUAGGAGAACUGCGAGAGGUAAAGUGGCGCACGACUUGUGCGAUAUAUCGCACUUGUGCAGUCAGACAUGGGUUGUCAAAUUCCAACACUUCUGACCCCUCUCAUUUCCACGUUGACUUCCGCGCAGUACCGUUCCAAGUUCCGCGUUCCAUGUAUAAGAAUAUACGAUUAUCGAUCGAAAUCGAAAACUGUUUAUUUAUAUUAUCACCAUAAGAAAAUGAUUUCAGAAUCGGAGAGUGACAAAAGUUGUGAGAAAGGACAAGAAGUAGCAAGAAGGAGGCUGGAUGAAGCUUUGAUACAGAAGAAAAAACAGUUCCAGAAUUUAAGGAACAUUAAAGGAAGAACAGUAAAACGGCGAGAUACGGAUAAACAACAGAGAUUUACUGCGUUCAAGGAGUCUUACAAAAGGAAAAAAGAGGUACCUCAAAGAAACAAGCCAUGGUCGGUUCUUGAGUGGCAAAACCAUUGGAAUUCUCUCGACCAAAGACAACAGGACAAUCUAGAUCGCAAGAAGUCUCACUGCCAUAUAAAUAUUGGUUCGAAGAUUAAUGAGAUGGCUGCGAAUUACAAUGCCUCAGUAAUUUGCUUAAUCCGUUACCCCAAUGGAACUCAACACACCAAGUAUGUGUUAGUAAGCGGAGGUGGAACUAAAUAUUCCAAAUCAAGAGACGGUCUUCUAACUGAACAACUCUGGCAUCGAUAUUGGAACAAAAAACAAAAGAAACGACAACAGUUAUGUGAGGAGAAUGGCCUGUGGCUUGAGAGAGCCAGUAAAAGAAAAAGAAAAGAGAGAACAGUGGAAAGGACAGAGAAAGAGAAAAGUAUGCAAUCAGAUUUAGAGAGACUAGAGAAAGAAGAAGACGAGGAAGUAUGGGACAAUCGAAAGGGGAAACAGAGGAAGAAAAAAAGACAAUUUGAUAAUGAGAGCGUAGAAAGUGAAGAAGAAUACAAUGAAAGAUUGGACAGCGGAAUAGAGAAUCAGAAAAUAGGAAAAUCACACAACGAGACAGUAGAAAGCGAAGAAGAAAACGACGAAAGAUUGGAAAGGGGGAUAUGGAAUCAGACAAUAGGACAAACACGUAAUGAGAGCGUAGAAAGAGAUGAAAAAAAUGAUGAAAGAUUAGACAGGGGAAUAUGGAAUCAGACAACAGGUGACUAUGGGAAUAAUGAGAGAGUAGAGAGCGAUGAAGAAAACGAUGAAAGAUUGGACAUGGGAAUAUGGAAUCAUAAUAAGAUUUAUAUGCAAAACAAAAAAAAACAAGUUUAAAAAAAUUUCUUUUUACAAAAAAGAAAAUAGGACAAACAGGUAAUGUAGAAAACGAAGAAGAAUACGACGGAAGAUUGGACAAAGGAAUAGGGAGCCAGAAAAUAAGACAAUCAGAUAACGAGAGCGUACGAAGCGAAGAAGAAAACUUUGAAAUAUGGGGGAAAAAAAUGGGGGAACAGGGUACAAAGCAAACAGACAAUGAGACUUUACAAAACGAAGAAGAAGACGAGGAAGGAAGGAGAAAAGAAAUGGGAAAACAGGAAAGGGAAGGAAGGAAAUUAUAUAAUGAAACAGCACAAAACGAAGUUUACGACGAGGAAAGAAGGAGCAAAGGCAUGGGAAAACAG